AUGAUUUGGAGUAUUAUGAUGUUAAUGGAUUUAUCCAAUGGUCAUUUACUGAUAAAAGAAGAAAAAAGUUUACGGAAAUUAGUGAAUUUGAUUCAUUCUACAACAACAAAUGAUUUCAAUCUAUGUACAAUUCAUUCACAUCAAUUACAAUAUUUAUUAUAUACUACUUAUAAUACUACUAAUACUACUACUACUACUCCUACUACUCAUGAUAAUGAUAUGACAUCAGCAGCAGCAGCAGUAGCGUAG
Schistosoma margrebowiei is the source of this 249-nucleotide messenger RNA. Lineage: Eukaryota; Metazoa; Platyhelminthes; Trematoda; Strigeidida; Schistosomatidae. The record is from the annotation of a GenBank genome assembly.